This is a messenger RNA of Diospyros lotus (date-plum), 2384 nucleotides long. RefSeq lists its product as uncharacterized. Gene Ontology annotation, molecular function: mRNA binding. The record is from RefSeq and is a predicted model, not a curated record. Gene Ontology annotation, biological process: regulation of gene expression. The coding region runs from base 95 to 2170 and encodes 691 amino acids. Gene Ontology annotation, cellular component: cytoplasm. The transcript has 6 exons. NCBI's taxonomy places the organism in Eukaryota, Viridiplantae, Streptophyta, Magnoliopsida, Ericales, Ebenaceae.
CUCGCAGCAUUCAGUUCUCGACGCGCUUUUUUAUCUGUUAGGGUUUUCGCAACUCUCUCUCUCUCUCUCUCUCUCCGGCGGGCGCGAAGCACAGAUGGCGGACGAGGCUCAGUACGCAUCGCCCACAGACUCCUCGUUAGGCAGCAAGCGCAAGUACGAGGACGAGACAGCGCCCUCUGGCCCUCGUAGGCCCACUGGCUUCUCGGCUCCCGUCGCGUCGCAGUCACCAGACUCCGCCAACGCGCCUUCAUACAACAGCGUUCCUCCUCCUGUCGACGACAUCCAGCUCGCCAAGCAGCGCGCCCAGGAGAUCGCUGCUCGACUCUUCAACAGCGCCGAGGCAAAGCGCCCUAGGGUUGACAAUGGCGCUACAGGCUUCGAUUCCGCGGACAGUAAGGGUUUCGGCUCUGUCCUGGAUGAUGCUGGACAGAAGCCUCUCCUGUCAAGUGUGACUCCCUCAUCAAUGCCUGCUGCAUAUGGUUACCAGGGAACAAGCAAAAGGAUUGAAAUACCGAAUGGGAGGGUCGGUGUCAUUAUUGGGAAGGCUGGAGAAACUAUCAAGUACCUUCAGCAUCAAUCUGGAGCCAAGAUUCAAGUCACUAGGGAUAUGGAUGCAGACCCUAAUUCCCCCACGAGGACAGUUGAACUUAUGGGUACUCCAGAUCAAAUAACCAAAGCUGAGCAGUUGAUACAAGAUGUACUUUCUGAGGCUGAAGCUGGGGGAUCAGGAACUGUUACUCGGAGAUUAAGCGGACAGCAAUAUGGCGCUGAGCAUUUUGAAAUGAAAAUUCCCAACAACAAGGUUGGUCUUGUAAUUGGAAAAGGAGGUGAGACCAUAAAGAAUAUGCAAGCCAGCUCAGGGGCUCGUAUUCAGGUGAUUCCGCUGCACCUUCCCCCAGGUGACACAUCGAUGGAGAGGACAGUACAUAUAGAUGGGACCAGUGAACAGAUUGAGGCUGCAAAACAGUUGGUCAAUGAAGUUACCAGUGAGAAUCGUGCUAGAAAUCCAUCAAUGACUGGAGGAUAUCCUCAGCAUGGUUACCAAGCACGACCUCCAACUAGCUGGGCUUCUCCUGCUCCUCAAAUGCAACAACCUGGUUAUGGUUACACACAGCCGGGAGCAUAUCCUACCCAAGUACCACAAUACAUGUCUCAGCCACAAUACCCUGGGUAUCCUCAACAAACCUCUGGUGGUUAUCCUACUGGCUGGGACCAGACAACUGGAGCACCAAAUCAGCAGACUGGUCAGGGAGCUGGUUAUGAUUACUAUAGCCAGCAGCCUCAGCAGCAGCAAGGAUCUGGUGGUUCUUCAGGCCCUGCAGAUAAUACCAGUUAUGGUUACAGUCAGCCACCAGUUUCUGGCUAUAAUCCACAAGGACAAUCUUUUCCUCAAGGUGGCUAUGGUGGAUAUGCAGCCCCAGUUCCACAACCUGGAUAUGGUCAGCCUCAGCCAAAUCCUCAGGGUUAUGAUCAGCAGCAAGGGUACGCUUCUUAUGGUAAUGCAGCCAACCCAACCCCAGAGGGACUCACAGCUUAUGCGGGAGCUCAGGGGGAUUCCAAUCAAGCACCUUCAAAUGUUCAGUCAUCGGCAGCAGGGCAACAAGGACAGAGUGGAACGCAGCAGCCAAGCCCCAACCCGGGUAGUUAUCCACCUCAGGGCUCUGCCCAGCCAGGUUAUGGAAUUCCCACUUCCCAACCUGGUUAUGGGACUCAACCGCCCUCCGGAUAUGGGCCCAACUAUGCCCCACCUCAGGGUCAGAAACCUGCAGCCAAUCAGUCGGUUUAUGCGCAACCCCAACAAUCACCCAGUGCUCAAGGAGGCUAUGUGCAGCCUACUGCUCUGCAGGCUGGAUAUCCUCACUCUCAGCCCCCACCAUUGCAAGCAGGUUAUGCUCCACCUGAUUCAGCUUCGCAGCGCCCUCCAUUAUCUGGUUAUGGUGCUCCAACGGUUCAACCAGGGUAUGGCACCCCGCCCUAUGGUGUAGCUCCACUGCCUCAGCCAGGUUAUGGGCAGCAGCAGCAGCAGCUGCCACCUUACAACAGUUCAUAUGGUGGUGGUUAUUCUCAGUCUCCAGCUUAUUCUACAGAUGCCAAUGCUGGGGGAAAUGCAGCACCAUCUUCUCAGAGUGGCCAAGCUAGCGGAGCUGCCAAAGCAUCACCUCAGAGCUAAUGGGUGGUAAGUGAAUAAUCUCGUCAACAGCAAAUCUUAUUUUGGUGCGUAUUUUUGUUUGUGGACAAGGCUGUUAAUUAGUUCAUGCCAGGUUUUGUAGUUGUAAUAGACAUACAAUUCUAGAAUGAUUUUAAGUUCCCUUUUAUGGAUAUUAAUUGUUUCUUGUCUGAACAUGGAUCGACUCUUUUAUUAGUAUUGUUGUUGUUGUUGUUGA